AUGAAUAAUCUUUUUGGUAAAUCGCAAACUAGUAAUAGCUUUUCGUUUGGACAAAAUAAUACUUCAUCGAAUACUGGUAAUACUGGGUUCUCAUUUGGUGGUGGAAAUAAUACACAAGCUAAUACUACUACCAGUGGAGGACUAUUUGGUAACAAUAAUAACGGCACUAAUACUGGAACUAAUACCUCAGGCUCUUUAUUUGGUACUGGUAAUAACAAUAAUGCAGCAACCAGUGGUGGAUUAUUCAGUAAUACCAAUAAUAAUAAUAAUAAUAAUAAUAAUAAUAAUAAUAAUAAUAAUAAUAAUGGCACCAAUGGUAUCAAAAGUGGCGGGUUAUUUGGCAAUUCAAAUAACACAAAUACAACUACUUCUACAGGUGGUUUAUUUGGCAAUUCUAAUAAUACAAAUGCAACUGCAUCUACAGGUGGUUUAUUUGGCAAUUCUAAUAACACUACGUCUACCACCGGUUCACUUUUUGGGAACACAAAUAAUAAUGCCACUAAUGCAACAACAGGUAGUCUCUUUGGUAAUUCUAAUAAUAACGCCAGUCUUGGAUCUGGCUCAUUGUUUGGUGCUAAGCCGAUAGGAUCUACAGCUCCCACAUCAAGUGGAGGAUUAUUUGGUGCUAAACCCAUUGGAUCUACACUUGGCCAACCAGCUACGACAGGGAGUUUAUUUGGAACGAAACCAAUUGGAUCUACUCUUGGUCAAUCUUCUGCCACGGGCGGAUUAUUUGGUAAUACAAAUAAUACCGCAAAUACUGGGUUAUUCGGUAAUACAAACAAUACCACGGGUACUGGAUUAUUUGGUAAUACAAACAAUGCUACAGGAACUGGGUUAUUUGGAAAUAAUAAUAUGAAUAACAAUAACAACCAAUCUAAUGAAAUUUUAAAUAAUGUAUCACAAUUGGCAAUAACACCGAUGACUCGUAUAGCUGAAUUACCACCUCAUUUGAAAAAUGAAAUCACUAAUAUUGAUAAUUAUAUUCAAAGACAAGUUCAAAUAUGCCAGCAUUUAAUGGAAGAUAAAGAAGAGCAUAGUGAAUUAAUUGAUUCUAUUCCUCGAGAUGUGAAAUAUUUAAAUAACAAGAUAUCGAUGACAAAUCAAAAUUUAUUACAAGAUUUAACUAAGAUGAAUAAGAUUAGAGAAGAAGUGAAGAUCAAUGUUGAUAAUUCUCAACAAUUUUCCUUGUUUUUGAAUGGAUUAAUGAUACCUGAUCAUAAGAUUAGUAGUAAUGAAUUGGAAAGAUUUUUCAAUAAUAAAUUAAUAUUAUUUCAAAAUAAAUUGGAUGAAUAUUUCAGUGUUUUGGGCGACAUUGAAAAAGCUGUUAAUGGUAUUGAUGAAGGUAUAUUUAGUGAUAAAGAUGGUGUAUUUAAACAAAGAGAAUUAAAGAACGGAUUAAAUGCAUUAGUGAGUACGGUAGUGGAAGAAUUCCAAUUAUUUAUGGAGACUGCAGAAAGAAUUGCAGAAUUGCAUCAACGUGUCAGAGAUAUUCGGGGCAAGAUAUAA
This is a messenger RNA of Henningerozyma blattae CBS 6284, 1509 nucleotides long. It is a transcript of the gene NUP49, whose product is annotated as FG-nucleoporin NUP49. The coding region runs from base 1 to 1509 and encodes 502 amino acids. Gene Ontology annotation, molecular function: structural constituent of nuclear pore. Lineage: Eukaryota; Fungi; Ascomycota; Saccharomycetes; Saccharomycetales; Saccharomycetaceae. Gene Ontology annotation, cellular component: nuclear pore. The transcript has a single exon. The record is from RefSeq and is a predicted model, not a curated record. Gene Ontology annotation, biological process: nucleocytoplasmic transport.